Messenger RNA from Rotaria sp. Silwood1, 1536 nucleotides. NCBI's taxonomy places the organism in Eukaryota, Metazoa, Rotifera, Eurotatoria, Philodinida, Philodinidae. The record is from the annotation of a GenBank genome assembly.
AUGCAAUUGAAUGAUUUACCCGACGAAAUACUUCUACUAAUUUUGAAAGAACUACAUAGUUGUGAAGUACUUUAUUCUUUUCAUGAUAUUAAUCAACGAUUCAAUAGAGUUAUACAUGAUCCAAUAUUUACAAGUCGUUUGAAUUUUGUUAAAUGGUCAUGCCAUAAAAUUGUCAAUAAAUUUUCUUCUAAUCUUAUUGAUCAAUUUUCUUUACAAAUUUUACCCGAAAUUUGUAAAAGAAUCAAAUGGUUUAAUCUUGAAUCAUCAUUUAUGACACGUUUUUUAUCUGCUAAUAAAUAUCCUAAUUUAUGUGGACUUGGCCUCUACAAUGUUGACGAAGAAAUAAUCAACUUUCUUUUUACUGAUAAUAAUCUUUCAUCUGAUAUUUUCAAAAAUCAAAUCACAUCGCUUGUUGUUGGAAUUGAUUCAGAAAAAAAGAAUUCGUCAAUAGUAGAAAAUAUAUGCAAUAAUCUAUUCACAAUGAUGAACAAUUUAAUUCAUUUAACAUUUUAUGAUGCAUCAUAUAGAAAUAUUAGAAAAAUUCCAAAUCUCAAGUGUUUUAAUCUGUCAUGUUUUUUGGAAACAUUCAGUUAUGAUACAUUAAUUGUUCCACUUCUUCAUCGAAUGUUGAAUUUGGAAAAACUUGGUUUAUAUAUUAUGACUUAUGUCAAGGAAAGAUUUAUUGAUGGAAACAGUUUGAAAGAAGAUAUUCUUUAUCAUUUGACAAAAAUGAAACAUUUCGAUUUUGAUAUUUAUUCAAAUAUAUAUAUGGAAAAUCAAUUGAAUUUUCCAUCAAAAGAAGAUAUUCAACAGACAUUUAAAGAUUUUCCAUGUACAAAAGUAAUAUCUUGUGUUGAUUAUAUUCAUAAGCGAAAACAAGUACAAUGUCAUGUUUAUUCAUAUCCAUUUCUAAUGGAAUUUUAUGAACAAAUAACAAAUAAUUUUCCAGGCGGAUUUUAUCCAUAUGUUCGCAUAGUGUCAUUAUAUGACGUACAUCCAUUUGAACAUGAAUUUUUUCUUCAAAUUUCUCUUGCAUUUCCAUUGAUGGGCAGAUUAACUUUGAUUAAUUAUUGUUCACAAAAUGUUAAACAAUCGAUCGAUAUUAAUCAGAAUUUUGAAAUUAUCCGAUAUUAUCAUCUUAUUGAACUUGACAUUGGACAAUGUCAUGAUGAUUAUACUGAAGAGUUUCUUCUUCAUACAAAAACAUAUUUACACAAUUCAAUCUCACUUGAUAUUGAUUUGGAAUCAUUAGCAAGAAUAACACAGAAUUUUACAAGAAAUGAAACACGAAUUAAUUGUAGCAAAAACUUACCAUUACCAUUACGUAUUGACUUUUCUUGUUAUAUCGAUCGUGAUAAAGCCACUUAUGCAAAUUUAACUAAACAUAUUUUGAAUGAUGCAUCAGCAUCUUUGUCUGUUCUUGGUGCUUGUGAUAUAUAUGGUGUUGCUGAAACCUAUUGUUUCAUUGAUGAUACACAACGAAAAAAAUAUGGACAAGCAUUUACAUUAGAAGCUUUGUUUAAUCCACAUUGUUAA